Dendroctonus ponderosae (mountain pine beetle) is the source of this 2881-nucleotide messenger RNA. Its product is annotated as serine/threonine-protein kinase VRK1. The transcript has 7 exons. Gene Ontology annotation, molecular function: protein serine/threonine kinase activity; ATP binding. Gene Ontology annotation, cellular component: cytoplasm; nucleus. NCBI's taxonomy places the organism in Eukaryota, Metazoa, Arthropoda, Insecta, Coleoptera, Curculionidae. The record is from RefSeq and is a predicted model, not a curated record. Bases 321 to 2201 code for a protein of 626 amino acids. Gene Ontology annotation, biological process: signal transduction; peptidyl-serine phosphorylation.
AACCGUCUACACUUCAACAGCGCCAGUAGGUAGAAGAAGACAGUCUUUAUGUGUGGAAGAAGAAGAAAUAUGGCCGUUUCUAAUUCUUUAAAUGUCCUUUAAGUUUGUGUUGUUGAGCCGAACUUUCCAUGUUUCUGAGUAAUUUACCUACUCAGAACAACUGUGAACAUUCAGCUGAUUCUUGUAACAAGUGUGACUGUUAAGUGCAAGUGUCAAUGACAUUCACUUGGAGAAUAUCACAACUUUUCAACCGUUCGAAAGCCGUUGUUUUGAUAUGGUCAUAUCGAUCGUGUUCAUAGCAACAAAAGCAAGCGGGAAUAAUGCCUAGAAAAGUGAGUUCCGUUCCCGAACAUGCAAGUGCAAACCAUGGGGAGUUAAAGAAGGGCGAGAAAAUUGUGGACAAUACAGGGGGGACAUGGAAGUUGGGCAAAGUUAUUGGAAUUGGGGGCUUUGGGGAAAUAUACGAUGUGGUGCAGUGUGGUGCUACUGAGAACUCUUCGGGGUCCCAAUAUGUUGCUAAGAUCGAAAAACACUCCAGUGGGCCCUUGUUUGUGGAAAUCAAUUGCUAUCUACGGCUGGGCACGUGCAGCAUGAUUGAACAAUGGAAAACCGACAAAAAUAUGGAUUUCCUCGGUCUGCCCCACUAUGUGGCAUCGGGGUCGCAUUUAUCAAAUGGUGAGAAAUAUCGAUUCCUGAUUAUGCCGAAAUACGAACAAGAUUUGGAGGCGAUUUUUCGAGAAAAAAGAGUGUUCAAUCUGAAAACAGUACUGGUGAUAGCAAUGCGAAUGAUGGACACUUUGGAGUAUAUCCAUGGCCACGGUUAUAUACAUUCGGAUAUAAAGGCAUCAAAUAUUAUGUUAGGGUCAUCCACAAAUAGGAAGUCAACAAGAAGAAGGUGUCCAGUGCAGCGAUAUGCUGCGCCGUUGAAAUAUAAAAAACACCUUCGUAAACCCAGGCGAGUUAGCUAUUUGAGGCCGCUAACUAUUACAAAGUAUAUCGAUGAUAUCCCGGAUAUUGUCGGAUUGGUAGAGGCACUGGGAGCAAACAUUUCAAGCAACGACGAAAAACCAGAAGUCUCUAGUAAAACUCAGCCUUUUCAAGGGCAUCAAGUGUAUCUUUUGGAUUAUGGGCUGGCCUCCAAAUUUCGCCUGUCCAAUGGCGAACAUCGCGAAUUGUCUCCUGACCAACGGCGUGCUCAUGCCGGCACAAUUUUGUUCUGUUCCAGGGAUGCACAUAAGGGAAUUGUCUCUAGAAGGUCUGACUUAGAGUCGCUGGCAUACAAUAUGAUUUAUUGGUUAACAGGCUCGCUGCCCUGGAUAGACGACAUAAAUGAGCCCGAGGUGGUCGAGCGGAAGAAAAACGGGUGCUUUGCAGACAUUAACUCAUUUUUGAACAUCUGCUUCCAAAACACUCCAAAUUUUCUAUUAAAAAUGUUGAAUCGCCUAAGCGAAUUGCAAUGCACGGACACUCCCAACUACAAUUUCUUCAGACUGUUGUUCACCAAGGCAAUUAAACAAUAUGGCUACACUAACGAUGCGAAAUUAGAUCUUACUAACACGGAAGGUUGGGGCGAGUGCAAGUCGAAAGAAACCAAAAGUUGCAAAAAGGAAAACAACACUGAAUUUAAACGGCCAAGUUUUCUGCGCUACAACCCCCUGAAGCCACUAAGCUCAAAUAUUAUCUUUAAACGGCCCAAACUGCGGAAAAAGAUCAGAGACAAAUUAGCCAAAAAUAGCAUGAUGAACUGGUCGAAAAUUCUGAUCAGAGACCCGGAGUUGAUUAUGAAGCAAGGAACGGUACGCAAAACUCCUGAAGAAGAACGACCAUUCAGUAUCCAGGACUUCGAUUUGGAGCGUUUGAAUCCUACGGCUGCGAUGAGGGACGUUUUCAACAAGGCGGCAGACAAAGAAGAGCGGCCCCUAUACGGCUCUAGAGGCGACGAAUUGAGCAAAGUGGAUCCUGUAGACGGUUACACUUCGGAAAUGAUGAAGGUACAUCAACGCAUGAUCGAACAAAGAUGUGUUCAGUUGGAAGCAACGGCAGUUCAACAGAAAAGGUCUACACGACGGUCAAGGGGGUCAAAAAACUGCAUCAUUCAUAGGCCUUCACCUAAAUCGAAACAGUCAAGGACAGAAACGCGGGCGACCUUGAGAAGAGCUAAAAGUACUCCGCUGAGACGCACUUGUCGAUUAAAAGGAUAAGUAAAAGUAUCUUAAUUGAAAACUACUGAAAAGACUGGCUUGUGUGUGGUUUGUUUCUUACGGAAGCGAUCGAGUUUUUAAUGUUUGACAUUGUGAAUGUGCCGCAGUAAUGGUUUCUUUUUAUUAAAAAAGUCAAACGAUAUUGUGGGGAUCUCAACUCUCAACUUUGAAUUUAAGACGUGUGUAACUGGAGGCCCGCAUACUUUUUCUUGCAUGGCUGUGAAUUAUUUUUCACUGUGUGCUUUCUAAAUGUGACUUUUGGACAAAUUAAUGUGUAAACCAAUUUGUUAACGUUUUACUUAAUUUAUGUUUGUUCGUUACAUGUAUGGAAAAUUUUGGCAGAUAUUAUGUUCCGUUUUUUUUGUAUUUAUUGUUCUGUGAUCUUUUCCUGUGGUUUUGUGUGGGAUUAAGGAUAUUAAUUCGAUGUGGAUAUGGUGGCAUCCAUGUCUUCCGCUGAAGUGUUGUUUUAGGUCUAGACUAGGAUAGUAAACUUGCAGCAUCUCUUUAUUAACUUUUUAUUUGCUCGUCGCAAAAUUCAGUUCAGUAUUUUCGACUGCAACUUACACCAUUUCGAAAUAAAGAGAAAACCCUUAAUCACCGAGAUUCUGCAAGGCUGCCGUUGAAAACAUAUUGACAACCAAUUUGCUACUUGAGAGAAUAUAAUCAAUGAGAAAGUGAAA